Molecule: messenger RNA, 872 nt
Organism: Protobothrops mucrosquamatus (brown spotted pit viper)
Lineage: Eukaryota; Metazoa; Chordata; Lepidosauria; Squamata; Viperidae
Product: GTPase IMAP family member 5-like
Exons: 1
Coding region: 1-816 (271 amino acids)
Molecular function (GO): GTP binding
Source: RefSeq, a predicted model, not a curated record
AUGUUGCCUUCCAACCUCGCAGGGGAGAACGCCGACUUCCGGCUGAUCCUGGUCGGAAAGUCCGGAGGCGGGAAGAGCGCCUCGGGCAACACCGUGCUCGACCAGAGGGCCUUCGACUCCAUCUUGACUGCAAGGACCACCACCCUGAGGUCCCAGAGUGGGCAGGGAACCUGGCGGGGCAUGAAGAUCUCCGUGGUCGACACGCCUGGCAUUUUCGAUUCCGAAAACCACACGGAGAUUGUGCGACGCGAGAUCAUAUCUUGCAUUCAGCUAUCCCGGCCCGGCCCCCACGCCCUGAUCUUGGUGACCCAGGUGGGGCGCUUCUCCGCCGAGGACGCCGCCGCCGCCAUGUACGUCCGGGAUAUCUUUGGGGCCGAGUCUGCCAGGUACACGAUCGUCCUGUUCACCUGCCUGGAGGAUCUGGGUGGGGACCCCCUGGAGGAGUACGUCCAAAAAUCCGACAAUCGGAAUUUGCAGGAUCUGAUCUGGCAGUGCCGGAACCGCUACUGCGGCUUCAACAACAAGGCCACGGGAGCCGAGCGGGAGAGGCAGGUCUCGGAGCUGAUGGAGAUGGUGCAGAGAGUCGUUUUUGAGAACGGGGGGAGACACUACGUCAACCAGCUGUACUUGGAGCCCCACCUGCGUGACGAGCACGUCAAGCGGUUCGUCGAGCAGAACCGAAACGCCCGCCAAAGGUUCAGCCACCGGAUCUUCGCCUGCUUCCUUCCGCUCUGGUUGGCCUUUUGCGUUUGCAAGAGGUUGUUUUCCUGCCUCAGGAACGCGUUUGUCGUUGUGUAUCGCUACUUAUUCUCUUAAGGUUCGAAUUACGGUGUCAUGUUGCCUCCCGGUCACAAAACGAUGUAGCAGCUAGU